Sphaerulina musiva SO2202 is the source of this 2919-nucleotide messenger RNA. RefSeq names its product adenine nucleotide alpha hydrolases-like protein. Gene Ontology annotation, molecular function: diphthine-ammonia ligase activity. Lineage: Eukaryota; Fungi; Ascomycota; Dothideomycetes; Mycosphaerellales; Mycosphaerellaceae. The record is from RefSeq and is a predicted model, not a curated record. The transcript has 2 exons. Gene Ontology annotation, biological process: protein histidyl modification to diphthamide. Bases 390 to 2192 code for a protein of 600 amino acids.
CUAAUACAGUUUCCCAAAACGUUGCUCGCUCGUCUAUUCCCGUGAUAGAGCGUGUGUCAGGCUGUUCACAGAGCAAACUCAUUGCAAACCCAGCGUUCAGCUCAAUUCCGACUCGACAGCUUCUUGCGUGGUCCUGUUGGCGAGCUGAAUGCCGGACAAAUUUUCUUCUGUAGCUAUUCUUCUCUCUGACACUGCAGAACAGCACCUUGGAGACGCUUUCUGACCGGUAUUAGACACCAGCUACGAAUGCUUAUCGAGGUUGUGCUCAGCCAUCUGCUUAUAUCGUGUCAUAAACCGUGCCCGACUUUAGACAAGCACAGGUAUGGCGUCUCUGAACGUCGUCGCGCUCAUCUCUGGCGGCACAAGACGCAGAAGACCUGGAUAGUUUCAUGUAUCAAACCAUCGGACACGCCGUGAUACCAUUAUACGAGAAGGCUCUCGGGCUGCCCCUGUAUCGACAAGAGAUUCAAGGCACUGCGACUGUACAUGAGAGAGACUAUCACCAUGGCGACUCGGAGGACGAGACCGAAUCGCUAGUACCCCUGCUACACAAGGUGCUUGCCGCCCACCCCGAAGUCAAUGCAGUUAGCACGGGAGCCAUUCUGUCGGACUACCAGCGCACAAGAGUCGAGUCUGUUGCCUUGCGAUUAGGCCUGACGCCUCUAUCCUACCUAUGGCAGUGGCCUUCACUCCCGCCCCAGACUCCCACCUCCCUUCUCCAAGAUAUGGCAGCUGUAGGUCAAGAUUCACGCAUCAUCAAGGUGGCUUCAGGCGGCCUGGACGAAAGCUUCCUUUGGCAGAACGUCGCCGAAGCACGUAUCAUAUCUCGCCUGAGCAAAGCUGCAGAACGUUUCGGCACUACUGGAGAUGGCGCAGUACUAGGCGAAGGUGGCGAAUUCGAAACUCUGGCCAUAAGUGGACCGGCGCCCUUGUGGAAAGGAAGAAUCACGAUCGCCUCUGAAGACAUUGAUAUAGUGCCCGGAGAGGCUGGUAGUGCCUCUGUGAAACUGAGAAAGGCUUCUGUCGCUUUGCACAGCGCAGAGCACAGUCAAGCCUUAAGCGCACCCGCGAUCCGCGUGCCACCACUUCUCGAUACGGAAUUCGAUCAGAUGCUACAAUCCCUCAAGUCAAAGCAAUCCUUCGAGCCAGACGACACCAUUAGAGCCUUUUCCCGACCACCGGUCUUGCCAGCUACUGGAGGAGUCGACCAGAUCGAGACUGGCGCGGAACUUCUGACCAAUCUUACUGCUGAAGGCGCAACUGCAGCCAUGCAGAUGGGGGCGAUAAUGGAUGGUGCAUUGGUCACACUUGCUCGCAUGGGUCAUUCAAUACAUGAUGUUGUAAACACGAUCAUUGUGCUUCGAGACAUGCUUGAUUUCACCGCGGUCAACCCGGUCUAUGGGAGUUAUUUCAGCAGGCCGAAUCCGCCAGCCAGGAUCACUGUUGCAUGUGCUGAUGUGCUACCGCGUGACGCACUGUUGACUGUGUCCAUGGUGGUGGCGCCAGGCGAAAGGGAAGGGUUGCACGUUCAGUCGCGAUCAUACUGGGCACCUGCAAAUAUUGGACCUUACUCGCAGGCCAUCAAGCAACGACCGUCGGGAGAGACGGCAGGCGGCCAAGUCUACAUCGCGGGUCAAAUCCCACUCGAACCGGCCAGUAUGCAGCUUCCUGCCAGCCUAGGUUCCCCGAAAGAGCCGACUGCAGACUUCACAUUGCAAAGUGUUCUCGCACUACAGCACUUAGACCGGAUUGGUAAAGUCAUGAAGAUGAAGCAAUGGACUUACGGUAUUGCGUUCCUCGCCUCAUCUGGAGUUGACCAGACAGUCAUCGCACGACGUAGCGAUAUUGCUAGACACGCAUGGAAGGAAUACCACUCUUUGUCAUCAGGAAGCACGGGGGCUGCAGAAGUCAAUGAGGACGAGAGUGAGGACUUUGACGUGUGGGACCAGCAGCGAGGCUCACGCCAACGUGGCUGGCAGUCAUAUGUGUCUGCUCCUGAAAAUCACACCACUCUCGAUGAAAGACUUCCCAGCCCGAUAGCGCAGAUGUCGGUAGUCACAUCCGACUCUCUGCCCAGAGGUGCGGAUAUAGAGUGGGUGGGUUUUGGUAAUAGCACGGGCAACCAGGGAUCCACUCUGCCUGCGCAUCUCGCCAGUCUAUUACGGAGCUUCGAGCAUCGAAUCAUUCCAUGAUCACUGGGCAGGGUGAUCCACGAGCGCAGUGUUGAGACCAGCAAUACCUAAUGGACCGGCAAGUGUGGUAGCACAAUACUGGUACCUGUACAUGUAUCCUUCGUGGUCAUGACGACUAACGGGGGCCCAAGUCCCACCGGCCUCCGUCCCCACCCCACCCUGCCCCGCGUUCAACGCCUCCUCCUCGCGUACCGGGCCAAUCGUGCACAAGUGCCAUUAUGCCGUGCACAACUCGAGUGUGCCGAGUCGAUGUGAUGCAUUGCUGCGUAAGACGAUCGAGUGGUGUUGCAAGGCCAGCAAUGCGAUGUGGUGGGGAAACUAAUACGCUACCAGUAUGGCUUGGUAUAGGUGGGCGUCAAUAUGUGCAAGCAACACGGAUACACGCCCCUUUCCUGCUUCUUGGUCGCCCACGACGGCAACAUCAGCGACCCACCUGCUGCUUGCUUGGCUCCUCAGAUGGCACCUCCGCACGUCCGCUCAGAUGGGGACGGGAUUUGGUUAUGGGUAGAAAUCCUGGCCUUGUCCGUUCCACAGUUGCACUAGGAGGUAGAUGGACGGCGGUAGGAGGUAGAGAUAGCCCACACCUCAAUAAUGGAUCCGAGGCUACAGCUCAACUGCCGUCGUUGAUGUUGUCGAAGUAGAAGUAGUAGGUCUUGAUCCUCCUCUCGAUUUGCCUCUGUGCCCGUUUCCUAGUUCUUCCUUCUUCUCUAUCCACGGUCAUCUGCAC